GCGUCCGGGACUAAAAACUCACCCUCGAAGUUUCAGAAUCCAGGCCGAAACUCAUCGGGAAGAAAAGGCUAAUUAGACGUACGAGCACAAAGAAGCCGCCCAACGUGGCGCGGAACUUUGCACAUUUAACUCCGAAGAAUAGUGACCAAAUUGUAUGUUCGGAGUUCCGAGAGACAGGGACGGAAUCGAGAGGGCGAGCAAGGGUAGAAGCAAAAGGAAAAGACGCAAGGAGGUGCUCGACGGAGGUCGUCGGUACCCGACAUGUACGUGUACACGAUACUCUGCGAUAAUGCAUAAUGAAACCCCGUAUGAAAUAAGCACCCCUGUGAGACCGAAUUCGAACGACCCGGCCGAGGGGAAUUCGAGCGCAAUCGUAGGGAAGCAGUAGCCUCGUAGCGAUCCUAAAAACUAGCCCAAAGUGUCUGCAGCGUGCUCGCAUCGUUUAUUAACUAAGCGACAAUAACCAGGCGACUUUUGUAAACCCUCGCGUGGACAUCGGCCUUUGUAACGAAAGAUUGUAACCCGUAAGGCGAUUAAUCUAAGCGCGUAUGUAAGCACUCCCUGCAAUCCUGAAGAGUUCGGGCAGAUCGUGGCUGAACUAUGCAGAAACUACGUGCACGGAGAAAUUAUUGAUAAAUUCAUCGACGGCUCGAAGAUCGAUCGACGGCAUCGAGAGCAUGCUCCGGGUGCUUUGACAUCGAAUCUCUCGCCUCGACUUCGAGUGACCCUUCUUCUUCGACUUCGAAGAUCAUUCUUCCCCGUGUGAUGACAAUAAGUUCGAGGAACUAAAGGCCGGCUGAAGAGGCGGUGCAGGUUAAAGUGGACUCUGAUGUUAGGACCCCGAUGACAGUUUGACCAUCUGGAAUGGCACUGGCAACUCUGACAGCGAUUGCCGUGAGACUCGUGCUCAGCGUAUACCUUUUGGCUUUCGUCGUUUUCGUUAACGCCAGCGGAAACUGGGACAGAGAUGACGAUCCAGUCUCCACGUUCGAAGUGAGCGCUGUUCUGGGCCGCACCGCAUCCUUGCCUUGUGACAUCGAACCGUCCACGCGGGAAGAUCGCGUCUACAUGGUGCUAUGGUUUCGCGAUUACUCGGUCAAGCCGAUUUUCAGUUUCGACGUACGAGGGAGACCUUUUAGCAAAGCUCUGAAUCAGUCCGACAGCGAUGUGGUUGGUCCCAGAGCUUACUUCGUAACAGUUACGAAGCCAGCAACACUCUCCCUUCACUCUGUUCAACUUGAGGAUGAAGGCAUAUACAGGUGUCGCGUAGACUUCACGAAGUCUCCGACAAGAAACUUCCAAGUAAACCUCACGGUGAUCGUUCCUCCUCACCAACUGCUGAUCUACGCUGGCUCCGGCAUAGAGAUAGACAACGUCGUGGGUCCUGUCGAAGUCGGCAUCGAGUUCGUUCUGUCCUGCGAAGUAAGAGGAGGAAAGCCGACCCCGGUGGUGACCUGGUUCGUUAACGGGAAAGAAACCGACGGGAUCUCCAAGAUCGAACAGAAUAUCGUUGUUAACAAGCUGACCGUGCCUCAGCUGAGAAGAGAGCACCUUAAUACAACGUACAAAUGUCGAGCUACCAACACGAAUCUGAUAGCACCCCUAGAAAAGACUGUCAUCCUGGACGUUCAUUUAAAACCAUUGACUGUAAAGAUUCUGUUGAAACCGGCCGUUUUGGUUGCCAACAAGGAAUACUCUCUUACUUGCGAAGCAAUGGGAUCGCAUCCACGUGCUCGCAUCUACUGGCUGGAGGGUAACACGCUGUUCCGAAAUGGGAAUGUGCAGGUGAAAGAAGGUGGGAACUACUCGACGGUAUUGAGUACAUUGAUAUUUUCACCUUACGCGGAGGAUAAUUCAAAGAUUCUAAAAUGUCGCGGCGAAAAUCUAGCACUGUCGAAUGCUUUCCUUGAGGAUCUUUAUCAGCUGAAUGUAGUCUUUCCUCCGAAGGUGCAGCUACACUUGGGAAGUACAUUGAAUGCUGAGAACAUAAAGGAAAGCGAUGACGUCUAUUUCGAAUGUAAAGUUCGAGCAAAUCCAGAGCACCAUAAAAUCACGUGGAAACACAACGGUGCUUUGUUGACGCAAAAUAACUCUGCGGGAAUCAUAAUGAGUACUCAGAGUCUUGUGCUGCAGAAAAUAGGCCGCGAGAAUGCUGGAAAUUAUACGUGUCUCGCGAGUAACGACCGUGGGGAAACUACGAGUCCUGUAGUAUCGCUUCGUGUUCAAUUCGCCCCAGUUUGCAAGACCAGGGAAGUGACGAUUAUCGGCGCCUCUCUGGAAGAGUCGGUCAAGGUACGAUGCGAAGUCGACGCUGAUCCCAGUGAAGUAGAUUUCAUCUGGGAGUUCAACAAUAGCGGUGAAAAUUUUGAAGUGGCACCAGCUAAAUUCGACGGAAACAACGGGACAAUGAGUGAGCUCGUUUAUACCCCUGUCUCUGAUAGGGAUUAUGGCGCCCUUACGUGUUGGGGUAGAAACGUUAUCGGGAAACAGGAAACGCCGUGUGUCUACCGUGUCAUUCCUGCAGUGAAGCCAAGUCCGCUUAACAAUUGUACAAUAAAAGCUUCCUUGAACCAAAGUUCGGAAAUCUUGGAAGUCGAAUGCGUGCCAGGAUAUGACGGCGGGCUGCGACAAGAGUUCCGGUUAGAAGCUUACGAAGUAGUAACUGGAAAUCUGCGAAUAAACGCAUCGAGCAUAUCUGCCGAAGUGCCGAUCUUCCGAAUAGCCGUGGCUGAUUUACUACCUGCCACGCAUUUUUAUUUGGUCACUUAUGCAGUGAAUGCCAAGGGUAGAAGCGAAGUCUCCUUGCUGGAGAAUAUCAUGUUAAGGGAUUCGGAAAAACAGACCGAAACCGGAGUUAGUAUGGUGCCACUAAUUCUGCUUUUAAUGGGCUGUUUAAUGGCCCUCGGAAUAACGGUGCUUUCCGUAAUGUUACUGAUGUAUCGACGUCGCGGGACCACCUCGCCCGUCCACAUUGAACCGUACAUGAAACAACCUAUAAUAACGCCACCAGACUCAAGAAACAAUUCCAUGCUUGACGUAACGCACGGAGAUCACACAUACUUUGUGGAAUAUACAUUAAAGCAAGUCACUGAUUAUGCCUUGAAUAAUCAGCCAGACAUCAUACAGUCUCCUCAAGAUCAAGAUAAAAUAAAACGCGAGCCGCAACUGUUUCUACCCGUAAGGCCCGACACAUUGUUCGCCCCUUACGAUAUUCAUAAACAGGGACUUCAAUCGAAUAGAUGUAGCUUAAAUCCAUUUUCUGCGAAAUCAUGGGAACCCAUUAGUUUUAAAGCAGAUCGUAAUUUGAUGAAGGAAAUCAUCAUCGCAAACUCUAUACCCGGGCCUGAGAGUUGUGUGUAAAAAGUGCAGGCAGAGAUCAUCUGCGAUGAACGACAUGGACAUAUCAGGGCGGCUGAAUUUAGUGUUUUGACGUACAUGGAGGAUCAUCAACCGAUCAAGCCGCUAAAAGCAACGACAGGAGCACUCUGACCAAUAUCGACG
Orussus abietinus is the source of this 3501-nucleotide messenger RNA. RefSeq names its product hemicentin-2 (gene side-III). The coding region runs from base 865 to 3360 and encodes 831 amino acids. NCBI's taxonomy places the organism in Eukaryota, Metazoa, Arthropoda, Insecta, Hymenoptera, Orussidae. The record is from RefSeq and is a predicted model, not a curated record. The transcript is spliced from 15 exons.